Patella vulgata (common limpet) is the source of this 6089-nucleotide messenger RNA. Its product is annotated as AP-2 complex subunit alpha-2. The record is from RefSeq and is a predicted model, not a curated record. Bases 103 to 2985 code for a protein of 960 amino acids. Gene Ontology annotation, biological process: clathrin-dependent endocytosis; intracellular protein transport. Lineage: Eukaryota; Metazoa; Mollusca; Gastropoda; Patellidae. Gene Ontology annotation, molecular function: clathrin-cargo adaptor activity. The transcript has 23 exons. Gene Ontology annotation, cellular component: AP-2 adaptor complex; membrane coat.
CGCCUUAGCAUGCUAAUGGCGGCCAUUUGUAGCUAAUCCAUCCUUCACAUCUUCUUGCAGACUAAUAAUCCUAGACAGUUAUUGGUUUUUAAUUGAGCCAAAAUGCCUGCCGUUAAGGGAGAUGGCAUGCGAGGGUUGGCAGUGUUUAUUUCUGACAUCAGGAAUUGUAAAAGUAAAGAAGCUGAGAUAAAGAGAAUAAAUAAAGAAUUGGCAAACAUCAGAUCUAAAUUCAAAGGAGAUAAGACAUUAGAUGGUUACCAAAAAAAGAAAUAUGUCUGCAAACUGUUAUUCAUAUUUUUGCUGGGACAUGAUAUUGACUUUGGUCACAUGGAAGCUGUCAACCUACUUAGUUCCAAUAAGUAUACAGAGAAACAAAUAGGGUACUUGUUCAUCUCUGUUCUUAUCAGUGCUAGCAGUGAUUUAAUGAAGCUUGUUAUCCAAUGUAUUCGUAAUGACCUGGUUAGCCGUAAUCCAAUCCAUAUUACUCUAGCUUUACAAUGUGUAGCUAAUAUUGGCAGUAGAGAAAUGGCUGAGUCCCUCAGUAUAGAUAUUCCAUCAUUACUGGUAUCAGGAGAUACAAUAGAUUCUGUAAAACAAAGUGCAGCUUUAACAUUGUUACGUUUAUUGCGCACAGCUCCUGAAUUACAAAUGGGAGAAUGGACAUCUAGAAUAAUACAUCUCCUUAAUGAUCAACAUAUGGGUGUUGUGACAUCAGCUGCUAGUUUAAUUGAAGCACUAGUAAAGAAGAAUCCUGAAGAAUAUAAGGGUUGUGUAUCACUUGCUGUUUCUAGACUUAGUCGAAUUGUAACUUCGUCAUAUACUGACUUACAAGAUUAUACAUAUUACUUUGUACCUGCUCCUUGGUUGUCUGUUAAAUUACUUCGACUUUUACAAAAUUACCCUCCACCUGAGGAUCCAAGUGUACGUACAAGAUUAACUGAAUGUUUAGAAACUAUAUUAAAUAAAGCACAAGAACCCCCUAAAUCUAAGAAAGUGCAGCACUCUAAUGCAAAGAAUGCUGUUUUAUUUGAAGCUAUUAAUCUUAUAAUACAUAUGGAUAGUGACCCAAAUCUUCUAGUCAGAGCUUGUAAUCAGCUUGGACAAUUCUUACAACAUAAAGAAACCAAUCUUAGAUAUUUAGCUCUAGAGAGUAUGUGUUUAUUAGCGACAUCAGAAUUUUCUCAUGAAGCUGUCAAGAAACACCAAGACACAGUCAUUACAGCUCUAAAAACUGAGAGAGAUGUUAGUGUACGACAGAGAGCUGUAGAUUUAUUAUAUGCUAUGUGUGAUAGAACUAAUGCUGAAGAAAUAGUUGGUGAAAUGUUAGAAUAUCUAGAAACGGCCGAUUAUUCUAUAAGAGAAGAAAUGGUAUUAAAAGUAGCUAUUUUAGCGGAGAAAUAUGCUGUAGAUUAUACAUGGUAUGUCGAUGUCAUACUUAAUCUCAUUAGAAUAGCUGGUGAUUAUGUCAGUGAAGAAGUAUGGUAUAGAGUAAUACAAAUAGUUAUAAAUAGAGAUGAUGUACAAGGUUAUGCAGCUAAAACAGUGUUUGAGGCAUUACAAGCUCCAGCAUGUCAUGAAAACAUGGUAAAGGUUGGAGGUUAUAUCUUAGGUGAAUUUGGUAAUCUUAUAGCUGGUGAUCCCAGAUCAAGUCCUAUUGUACAGUUUCAAUUAUUACACUCCAAAUAUCAUCUGUGUAGUCCUUCAACACGUGGAUUGUUAUUAUCCACUUACAUUAAAUUUAUUAACCUGUUUCCUGAAAUAAAACCACAAAUUCAAGAGAUAUUGGGUAGUAAAAAUAAUAUGAGAAAUCCAGAUGUAGAAUUACAACAAAGAUCUAUUGAAUAUCUUCAACUUAGUUCAAAGGCCACAGCUGAUGUACUAGCCACAGUAUUAGAAGAAAUGCCGCCAUUCCCUGAAAGAGAAUCUUCAAUUUUAGCCAAACUGAAGAAGAAAAAGCCCUCUAGUGUGGCAGAAACUGCUAUUGAAACAACAAAAGAACAUAAAGCAAUGCCAGCUGCUCAAAUAAAUUCUGAUAGUCAACCAACACUUCAGAUAUCAUCACCUAGUAGUGCUGGAUCUGCUGAUUUAUUAGGAUUAGAUAUUGGUGGUAUGUCAGCACCAGUAGAUUCUAGUUCAAGUGGUGUUGGUGGUGGACAAUCAGCUAGUGAUCUAUUAGUAGAUAUACUAGGUGGGCCAGCACCAGGUGGAAUAGGUGCAGUAGGUGUUGGAACAACCAAUGGCUUAGAUUCAAGUGGUCUAACAGUUGGAGCAGAAGAAAACUUUUUGAAAUUUAUAACUAAAUUAAAUGGAGUAUUAUAUGAAAAUGACCUGUUACAAAUAGGGGUCAAGGCUGAAUAUAGACAGAAUUUGGGUCGUGUUGGCUUAUUUUAUGGCAAUAAAACAUCAUUCCAAUUUACCCAGUUUACAACAAGUAUCUCAUGUCCAGGUCAACUUAGUACUCAGAUAAGUGUCACAGAGAAACCUGUAGAUACUGUAAUGGAAGGUGGUGCCCAGGUACAACAAAUGUAUAAUAUAGAAUGUAUUUCCGAAUUUACAGAUGCACCUAUACUCAAUAUUAGUUUUACCUAUAGUGGAUCCAAUCAGAAGUUACACUUAAAAUUACCAGUUUCAGUCAAUCGUUUUAUGGAAGCAACAGAAAUGAAUGCUGAUUCUUUUUUCACAAGAUGGAAGGCUCUAAGCCAGCCAGAACAAGAAUGUCAAAAAAUCUUUAAAUCUACUUCAUCACAAGAUACAGAACUUACCAAAGCCAAGAUAUUGGGUUUUGGUUCAAGUGUAUUAGAAGGUAUUGAUCCUAAUCCUGAUAACUUUGUAUCAGCUGGUGUUAUACAUACUAGAAAUCAACAAACAGGUGUACUCAUCAGAUUAGAACCUAAUAAACAAGUAGAGAUGUACAGAUUAACAGUGAGGUCAACAAAAGGUAGUGUAGCCAAAACUAUUUGUGAAUUUCUGGAAACACAGUUUUAGACCGGAGAAAUGUAGCCAGGUUACUUGAUUGGGGUCCAACAUGAGGAGCUUUACACCCUGCUCAGUGACUUAUCAUAUAUAGAUACACAAGACAACAUGUAGACAAGACAGCUUGUGUAGACAGAUGUAAUAUGUAGAAGUAGUAGUCAGAAACAAGGGGUCAAGGCUAAUUUCUAGUUUCAUUUUCAAUUCAUAUACAUUUUGAUGUAGUAUUAGUGACAUUUGUCAGUCCCCAAAUGAUGCCUUAUAAGUUUUUUUAAGAAUGAUUUAUGUUGGCUAAGAAUAGACUGGCAACUGGUUACAUCUUAAUUUGAUUCUGUGAAUAAUUCAUAUGAAAAUCAUGUAGUGAAUGGAUUUUUGGAAAUAGGCUGAACUUUGAUGGCAUUUGGGGACACGACAAUAUAAGUGAAUAGGCAGUAAAAACUAUGUGAUCUUAUUGUUAGUUAUUAUAUUUAUUACAAGUUUAGAAAUAAUGAUAUGGAAAGAGGUUUUGAAGCAUUCCCUUUUGUGUCUUUCUGUAUAAUGUUUAAGUAUCUACUAGUCACUAGGAUUGUUUAGACUAGAGUUUAAUUAUUGGCUGUUUUAGAAAAGAACUGUAAUAAUAUAUAUUGGAUCUCUCGACAGUUUAAUCCGUGUAAAAUUGUAUAUUUCACUGUGUAUAGAUAAAUAUAGAUAUGCACUGUACUAUUAUUGUAUAUGUACACUCUAUUAAAUGUAUAUUAUUGUAAUAGUGAUAGUAGAUAUAUUGGUCAAAACUCAAAGAAGAUUUAAAUAUAUGCAAUAUAAUGGAACUUGAAAGUAUUAAUAUUUAUGGUGGUUUCUUAUAGCCAUGCAUUAAAUAUUGCUUUUGACUAAGAGUUGAGACAUCAAAAGAAAAUUUAGCUCAGUUAUCAGUUAUCAAUAUUACUGUUCAGUCAUGGAUAUAAAAUAACUGUUUACGUUCUGUUUAUAUUAAAUAUUAUUAAAGUGUUUUUCAGAAUAUAUAUAAUUUUUCACAUCUUAAUCCAUGCUAAAAUGAACUCAAAAGGAUUAUUUAACAUUUCAUAAAGAAAUCAGUGAAUAAUAAUACGUGGUUGAUCAGUGGCGCUGGCCUGUGGUGAAUAUAUCCUGCAUAUUGCCUGCAGUAGAUACUGAAUUUUGACAGAUUUUCAGUUCAUCAUAUCCUUGUAAAUACUCAAUGGAAUUGAAUACACAUUGCUAUUUUAGAGUGUUUCAAGGCUACUGUAAACCAGAAUAUUUUUUUUUCCCCCUGAAAACCUAAUCAUUUAAUCUAUAUGUCCUAAAUGUUAUAAACUAAGGUAGAAUUCACAUACUAUUAAGAACAGUUAGUUAACUGGGGGGAUUUAAGAGAUUCAAUAUUUAAAGUUUUCAGGAAAUUGAUUUAAGGAACUUGUUUGUAGGUCACAUAAUUUACAGUUUUGGUUAAUUGUUAAACAUAGCACAAUAUUAAUUGGAGGAAAUUCAUUUAUGGAGUGGAAUUUAUAUCCUGUUUUAUUUUAAAAUGUGUUCAUCUUACUGUGGCUUUCUAGAUUAGUGACUUAUAAAUACAUGUGGCACGCAAAUAUAUAUAGUGCUACCGGUACUUAUCAAAAGUUGGGAUUUUCACAAUAUACAAAUGGGUUGAGUUGACAUCAAAUUAGAAGCAUAUCUGGGGUCAUUUUAAGACUAAAUUGGUUAAUUGCUGUUUAAAUGGGUUUGUUAUAUUUUUGUUUUAUUAUUCAGAACAUCAACUUAUACUUCAUUCCUAUGUUAUAUAUUUAUUCCCACUCUGUUGUAUAUUAAUCUCUUACUUUGGUUGAUAUCUUGAUAUUAAUAAACUUAUGAACAGAAGAUAAGUACAAUAACUGAUUUAAUGAAGACAAACCAGCCAUAAAUUUACAUUUUAAACUUCUAUAAUAGAUUUGAAUAUUUACAAUGCAGUGCUACUUUUAAUUUUACGUUUGUGGUGCAUCUAUUUAUUGUUUACAUUGUUAAAAUAGAUUGUCAGUUCGAACGUGUUCAACAUCAUAUUGGUAGCUAUAAAUGAAAAUAAUUCAAAUAUCACAACAUAAAUUUUACUAGAAUAUGUUUGCGGUGGAAUUUUGGUUGGAUUUGUUUUUCUUGAAUUGAGAUAAAUGGAUUUUGGUUGGCCAUGAAGUUAUGAUUCAUAUAAGAUAUUCUAUAUUUUGCAUUAUUUGUGUAUGUAAAUGUAUAUUUAAUUUCCAUAUUAUCAUUAUUUACAUAGAUCAGAAUUUUUACCAUACUCAGAAGAUAAAAUGAAUUGAAGUUAUCUAUUGUUAAGAUAUUUUUUCUUUUGUUUUGUUUGUGUAAAUAAAUGGUUAAUUUUCUUAUCUUUAUUUCAAAGAUGUGAAAAUAAGCAAUGCCAGCUCUGUUAAAGUUUUCUUAUUUUGCUGUGGUUAUCAUGAUAAAAAUACUUGUUAGUAUGAAAUUAUGUUCCGCUUUUGUAGAUAUCUUGUACAUUUACAUUUUCUUACUUCUGUGCAAUAGAUUAUAUUGCCGAGACUGUUAUAUAAGAAUAAAAUGAAUAUGCAUAUUGCUAGAAUAACAAAGUUAUCUUUUUAAAUAAUUUGCUUUGUUUUUCAUUUGAAUUUAUUUAAUCACCUGAGAAAUACUUAUAAAUUACUUACCCUAUGAUUAAUCGUAGUAUAAACCAAUAUUUAUUGCAUUGAACAAUGGCAAAUGUUUUAUAAUAGGUAUAUAUACAAUUAGUUGAAUGCUAUAUAGAUGGUAACUCGUACGUGUAGUAAGGUUGUUGAUUGCUUUUAUUAGAGUCUGUGUUGCUCAUUCUUAAUCAAAUUAGAUAUAGAGGUUUCUUCUACAUACUUUAAAUUAUGGGCCAUCUCUUUAAAGAUUCCUCACUUUAAAAAUCCAUUAUGUAUAAUUAAAAACAUUGAAGUGUUGGCUAAAUAUAUGUAUGGAUGAAAAGAAAAAAAAAUAUUAGAAAUUUUGCUCACUAAAAUAUGAGUCGAGCAUUGGAAAUUAAUUUAAAUAUGGUCCAAGAAAUAAUAGCUGUAGAGAGUAUUAUAAGUUAUAUGUUCUCUUUAAUUGGUCUUGAUGACAUCUUUAUCAUACUCAUGUAAUAAACAUUGUUUUUAAAAUGACAA